AUGGAAAACUGCAGCUCUAAAAGUUAUAUGCCUUACUUGACUAAUUUGAUCCUGCCCAACAAUCAAUUAGUUGGCAAAUUAGCAGAAUGGUUGGGACUGCUUGAAAAUCUUGUGGAACUAGACCUGUCAUAUAACGAGUUUGAAGGCCUUAUCCCUGCUUCUUUAGGGGCAUUGUCAAAUCUUGAGAGCCUCAAACUAAACAAUAACAGCCUUCAAGGUCCCAUCCCUGCAACUUUAGGGUCAUUGCAACACUUGACAGAUAUGUGGCUUGGAACUAACCAACUGAAUGGGACUCUCCCAGAUAGUUUUGGACAGCUUUCUGAAUUACUUUGCCUGGAAGUUUCUUUCAAUAGUUUGACAGGGAUUCUCUCUGCAGAGCAUUUCUCAAAGCUAAGUAAGUUGAAACAUCUGUACAUGCAGUCCAAUUCAGGUUUCAAUUUGAAUUUUAGGUCCUUCUUUCCAGCUUGGCUUCAGUCCCAAAAGGAGCUUGUGUCUCUUGAUUUCUCAAACACUAGCAUUUCAAGUCCCAUACCAAACUGGUUUUGGAAUCUUUCUUCUAAUUUAGAUUUCUUAAAUCUUUCUCUCAAUCACUUGCAUGGCCAGUUACCAAAUCCAUUAAAUGUUUCUCAAUAUGCAUUGAUUGAUUUCAGCUCCAACCUCUUUGAAGGACCUAUUCCUCUUCCAACCAAAACUAUUGAAUCACUAGAUUUCUCCAACAAUAAUUUUUCGGGUCCCAUCCCACCGAGCAUAGGUGAAUCCAUUCCAAGCUUGAGGGUCCUUUCUCUCUCGGGUAAUCAAAUAACAGGAGUCAUCCCAGCUUCUAUAGGAGAUAUAAGGGGUCUUGAUAUCAUUCAUCUUUCAUGGAAUAGUUUGACAGGAAGCAUUCCCUCAACCGUAAUCAAUUGCUCUUCCUUAAGAGUUCUAGACCUUGGAAACAAUGACUUGUCCGGGAGAAUUCCAGAACAGUUGGGUCAGUUAAAGUGGCUUCAAUCUCUUCACAUGGAAAACAACAAGCUCUCAGGAGGGCUGCCCUCAUCUUUCCAAAAUUUGUCUAGUUUGGAAACUCUUGAUCUCAGUUACAACAGAUUGUCAGGUAACAUUCCAACAUGGAUUGGAGCUGCUUUUAUGGGUCUUAAAAUCCUUAACUGGAGGUCGAAUGGGUUCUCUGGCAGUCUUCCUUCUGAGCUUUCAUAUCUACGUUCAUUGCAUGUCCUGGACCUCUCACAAAAUAAUUUGACUGGCAGCAUUCCACCUACAUUGGGUGGCCUCCAAGCAAUGGCUCAAGAGAAAAAUGUAAACCAAUUUGUGUUAUAUGGGAGCUUUCAAGGCAGACGGUAUGGAGGGCAAUAUUAUGAAGAAAGCUUGGUUGUGAACAUGAAAGGACAACGUCUAGAAUAUACCAGAACUCUUUCCCUUGUUACCAGUAUAGACCUGUCUGGCAAUAAUUUAAGUGGAGAGUUUCCAGAGGCAAUAACAGAAUUAUUUGGUUUGGUGGCUCUCAACCUGUCACGGAACCACAUUACUGGCCAAAUUCCUGAAAGCAUUUCAAGGUUGAAGGAAUUGUUAUCUCUUGAUCUAUCAAGCAAUAAGCUCUUCGGCACAAUUCUUUCUAGCAUGGCUUCAUUAUCUUUUUUGGGUUCUUUGAAUCUAUCAAACAACAACUUCUCUGGUAAGAUUCCUUUUACAGGACAGAUGACAACUUUUGAUGAACUUGCCUUUGAUGGAAACCCAGGUCUUUGCGGAGCUCCUCUUGUUGAAAAAUGCCAAGAUGAGGAUUCUGAUAAAGAGCACAGCACUGGUACCGAUGAAAAUGACAAUCAUUUCAUUGAUCGGUGGUUUUAUUUGAGCGUCGGAUUAGGGUUUGCAGCAGUGGAUAUAAUAUGGCACCUGAAUAUGCAAUGCCGGGGUAUUUAACCAAUAAAGCAGAUGUUUACAGUUUUAGAAUUG
Vitis riparia (riverbank grape) is the source of this 1947-nucleotide messenger RNA. Its product is annotated as receptor-like protein EIX2. Lineage: Eukaryota; Viridiplantae; Streptophyta; Magnoliopsida; Vitales; Vitaceae. Gene Ontology annotation, molecular function: protein binding. The transcript is spliced from 3 exons. The record is from RefSeq and is a predicted model, not a curated record. Bases 1 to 1914 code for a protein of 637 amino acids.